Molecule: messenger RNA, 8373 nt
Organism: Cheilinus undulatus (humphead wrasse)
Lineage: Eukaryota; Metazoa; Chordata; Actinopteri; Labriformes; Labridae
Gene: dock4b
Product: dedicator of cytokinesis 4b
Exons: 54
Coding region: 254-6238 (1994 amino acids)
Biological process (GO): small GTPase-mediated signal transduction; cell chemotaxis
Cellular component (GO): cytoplasm; plasma membrane
Molecular function (GO): guanyl-nucleotide exchange factor activity; GTPase activator activity; small GTPase binding
Source: RefSeq, a predicted model, not a curated record
UUUUAAGUGGUUGGAAAGACGAGGACUUUUCUAGUGGCAGCUUAAAUUUAAACAGCCCCUGAAUGCAGCACGUCUCCGUACCACUACGAGCAGCAGCAGCAGCGGCGGCAGCAGCGCUUUCUCUCCUGUAACCUAAACAAUGACUCCUACUACAGACCGGAGGAAAGCACACCAAUAGAAUGCGUUACACGGGACCAAAAACCUGCAUUUCGCUGCUAUUCCGACCACUCACUUAAAUGUGCCCACCGUAAACAUGUGGAUACCUACGGAACAUGAGAAAUACGGCGUCGUACUGGCCAGUUUCCGAGGGACUGUCCAGCAUGGCCUCCCGCUGGAAAUUGGAGACACGGUGCAGAUCCUGGAGAAAUGUGAAGGCUGGUACCGAGGAUUCAUCCUGAAGAAUCCAAAUGUCAAGGGGAUCUUCCCAUCCAGCUACAUCCACUUGAAGAAUGCCCACGUCAAGAAUAAAGGGCAAUUUGAGACCGUCAUCCCUGUUGAGGACUCCGUCAUCACAGAAAUGACGUCAACGUUGCGUGACUGGGGCGCCAUGUGGAAACAACUCUAUGUGUUUUCCCCCUCUGCCUCUCUUCUUCCACAGAAGAAUGAGGGGGAUUUGUUCCACCGGCUUUGGCACGUGAUGAAUGAAAUCUUGGACCUGAGGAGGCAGGUGCUGGUAGGCCACCUCACCCAUGACCGCAUGAGAGACGUCAAGCAGCACAUCACAGCGAGAUUGGACUGGGGCAACGAACAGCUCGGCUUGGAUCUGGUCCCAAGGCGAGAGUUCAGCAUGGUAGACCCCGACGAAAUCAGCGUCACAGAGCUUUACAGAUUGAUGGAACACCGGCAUCGUAAGAAGGAGACGCCUGCGCCCGCCAGCACCCAUCACUUAUUUGUGCACAUGAAGAGUCUGAUGAGCGCCAAUCUAGGGGAGGAGCUGGAAGUCUUUUUCCACAUUUAUGAUGGACGGGAGAACAGGCCACUCAGUGAAAGGUUCUUUGUGAAGCUGAAUAAGAGCGGGCUGCCCAAGUCUCCAGAGAAGACAGAGAGACAAUGCACACUAUUUGUGGAUUUGGGGAGCAGUGAUCUGCGAAAAGAUGUCUACAUCGUUGUUCACAUCAUAAGAAUAGGGAGAAUGGGAGCAGGAGAAAAGAAGAACUUGUGUAGCGUACAGUACAGGCGGCCUUUUGGCUGUGCUGUCGUCAGCAUUGCAGAUCUCCUUACUGCUGACUCCAAGGAUGACCACCUGCUCAAGGUUUAUGCGUGUAACACUGAGAGUGAGUGGUACCAAAUCCACGAGAACAUCAUUAAAAAGGCAAAUUCAAGAUACAACCUGUCAGGCUCCAACACAGGUCUUGCUGUGGCGCUCCAGCUCCUCCACGGGGAUAUAGAGCAGCUGAGGCGAGAGUACAUGGUCCUCUUCACUCGGGGGGUGUCCAUUACCAGAAAAUUGGGCUUCUCUGAUGUAAUCAUGCCAGGAGAGAUGAGGAAUGACCUUUACAUCACUCUGGAGAAAGGCGAGUUUGACAAGGGGGGGAAGAGCGUCGCCAGGAAUGUAGAGAUCACUGUGUAUGUGCUGGAUAUCGAUGGACAGAUCCUGAAGAGUCACGUGGCUGCCGGCUCCGGAGAACCAGGAGCAGACGAGUACCACUCCUUGGUGCUGUACCACAACAACAGCCCUCGCUGGGCCGAGCAGAUCAAGCUUCCUAUCCCUGUGGACAUGUUCCGAGGUUCACACGUCCGGUUUGAGUUCAGACACUGCUCCACUAAAGACAAGGGAGAGAAGAAACUGUUUGGCUACUCCUUUGUUCCUCUGAUGCAGGAGGAUGGCAGGACUCUGCCAGAUGGCACCCACGAGCUCAUUAUCCACAAGUGUGAGGAGAACACCAGCUUGGCAGACUGUUCACGCUACCUGAAGCAGCCUUUCUCCAAAGCCAACCUCCCGUCCAACAACCAGACUCUGAAAGGCACCAAAGAGUCUUUCUGGAUCACCAGCUUUCUCUGCUCUACCAAGCUCACACAAAACGGUGAUAUGCUGGACCUGUUGAAGUGGCGAGCCCACCCUGAAAGAAUCAACGACAGCCUCUCAAAGCUGAAGGAAAUUGAUGGCUCUGAGAUUGUCAAAUUUCUUCAAGACACCCUGGACACUCUCUUUGGUAUUCUGGAUGAAAGCUCUCAGCGGUACGGCCUCAAAGUAUUUGAUUCUCUGGUCCAUGUCAUUAACCUCCUCCAGGACAGCAAAUUCCAACACUUCAAACCAGUCAUGGACACUUACAUAGAGAGCCACUUUGCAGGAGCGUUGUCCUACAGGGACCUGAUCAAAGUUCUGAAGUGGUACGUGGACCGCAUUGUUGACGCAGAACACCAGGAUCACAUCCAGCAGGUGCUCAAGGCCACCGAGUACAUCUUCAAGUACAUCAUCCAGUCUCGCCGCCUCUUCUCAUUAGCCACUGGAGGCCAGAAUGAGGAGGAGUUCCGAGUUUGUAUCCACGAGCUCUUCAUGUCCAUCCGCUUCUUCCUCUCGCAGGAAAACAAAGGCACCAGCCCCGUCGCACAAACACAGGCGGUGUUCCUGAGGACAUUCCCGUCAGUUUACGGAGAGCUAUUGAAGAUCUUCACAGUGCGAGAGGUGGCCGGCUUUGUCAGGGAGACACUGGGCAGCCUGCCAACCACUGUUCACGCCGACUGCCCCCUGGAGGCUGUCAAACUGCAGUGCAUUGCCAAAACAGUGGAGGACCAGCUUUACAUAAACCCAGAGUCACGGUGCAUCCUGCUGCCAGUGGUGCUCCGGGUCCUCCAGGCGCACAUGCAGGAGCAGAGAGACCUGGUCAUGUGUGCACGCAUCCUCACCAGCAUGCUGUCGCUCAUCAAGAAGGAGGAAAACGGCACCGCGGAGCCCAUGGUCUCUGAGGAGGUGGAGCUAAUCGUCGAGAGCCUGCUGGGAGUUUUACUGCGGACAAUCCUGGAAAUCAGCAACAGGCCCCAGCCUGCCGGCCCCAGUAUGAGACUGCAGUUUCAGGAUGUCACUGGAGAGUUUGUAGCGUGUUUGUUGGCCCUCCUGCGACAGAUGAGCGACAGACACUACCAGCAGCUGCUGCAGGCGUUCAACAGCAAAGACAACCUGAGGGACUUUCUUCUUCAGAUCUUCACUGUCUUCAGGAUCCUAAUCCGACCAGAAAUGUUUCCCAAAGACUGGACUGUGAUGCGGUUGGUUACAAACAAUGUCAUCAUCACAACCGUCCUCUACCUUUCUGACGCUCUGAGGAAAAACUUCCUCAAUGACAAGUUUGACUACAAGGUGUGGGAUUCAUACUUCUAUCUGUCUGUAAUAUUCAUCAACCAGCCGUGUCUUCAGCUGGAGUCCUUCUCCCCCUCCAAAAGGAAGAAGAUACUGGAAAAGUAUGGAGACAUGAGGGUGAUGAUGGGCUGUGAGAUCUUCAGUAUGUGGCAGAAUUUAGGAGAGCACAAGCUGAACUUCAUCCCGGCCAUGAUUGGUCCGUUCCUGGAGGUGACACUGGUGCCUCAGCCUGAUCUGAGGAAUGUCAUGAUCCCCAUCUUCCAUGACAUGAUGGACUGGGAGCAGAGGCGCAGCGGCAAUUUCAAGCAGGUGGAGGCCAAACUGAUCGACAAGCUCGACAGCCUGAUGUCGGAGGGCAAAGGAGACGAGACGUACAGGGAGCUCUUCAACAGCAUAAUUCCUCUGUUUGGUCCGUACCCUAGCCUGCUAAAGAAGAUUGAGAGAGAGACGUGGAGGGAGAGCGGCAUCUCUCUGAUUGCAACCGUCACUCGGCUAAUGGAGCGAUUGCUGGACUACAGAGACUGUAUGAAGCUCGGAGAGGUUGAUGGGAAAAAGAUUGGAUGUACUGUCAGUUUACUGAACUUCUACAAAACGGAGCUGAACAAAGAGGAGAUGUACAUCCGCUACAUUCACAAACUCUACGACCUGCACUUGAAAGCACAAAACUACACAGAGGCUUCUUACACCCUGCUGCUGUAUGACGAGUUAUUAGAAUGGUCAGACAGGCCGCUCAGAGAGUUUCUCAACUACCCCAUGCAGAGUGAGUGGCAGAGGAAAGAGUAUCUGCAUCUUACCAUCAUCCAGAACUUUGACCGGGGGAAGUGUUGGGAGAAUGGGAUUAUCCUGUGCAGAGAGCUGGCUGACCAGUAUGAGUCUUAUUAUGACUACAGGAACCUGAGCAAGAUGAGGAUGAUGGAAGCCUCUCUCUACGACAAGAUCAUGGACCAGCAGAGACUAGAACCUGAAUUCUUCCGAGUGGGUUUCUACGGCAAGAAGUUUCCUUUCUUCCUACGGAAUAAGGAGUUUGUGUGCCGCGGCCAUGACUACGAGAGGCUGGAAGCUUUCCAGCAGCGGAUGCUUAACGAGUUCCCCCACGCCAUCGCCAUGCAGCACGUCAACCAGCCCGAUCAGACCAUAUACCAGGCAGAGGCUCAGUACCUGCAGAUCUACGCCGUGACGCCCAUCCCAGAGAGUCAGGAUGUGCUGCAGAGAGAUGGAGUGCCUGACAACAUCAAAAGCUUCUACAAGUUCAAUCAUAUCUGGAGGUUCAGAUACGACCGGCCCUUUCACAAGGGUACCAAAGACAAGGAGAAUGAGUUCAAGAGCCUGUGGGUGGAGAGGACAACCCUGACUUUGGUGCAGAGUCUUCCAGGCAUCUCCCGCUGGUUUGAAGUGGAGAAGAGAGAGCUGGUGGAGGUGAGCCCGCUGGAGAACGCCAUCGAGGUGAUCGAGAACAAGAACUUGCAGCUCCGCACAUUGAUCACACAGUGUCAGAGCCGGCAGAUGCAGAACAUCAACCCCCUCACCAUGUGCCUCAACGGGGUCAUCGACGCCGCAGUCAACGGGGGGCUGGCCCGCUACCAAGAGGCCUUUUUCGUGAAGGACUAUAUUAUGAAUCACCCGGAGGACGGUGAGAAGAUUGGGCGACUGAGAGAGCUCAUGUUUGAGCAGGCACACAUUUUGGAGUACGGCCUCGCUGUGCAUGAAAAGUUUGUCCCCCAGGACAUGAGACCUCUCCAUAAGAAGCUAGUGGACCAGUUCCAUCUGAUGAAAUCCAGUCUGGGUAUACAGGAGUUUCCUGCUUAUGUGCGCGCAAGCCCAGUGCACUUCACCAACGGGAGCCCACGAACAUGCAGGAACUCGGUGCCAAACAUCAUCAGCCCUGACGGUGGCAGAGGGGUUACAAGGCGGAGCUAUCCUGCAGUGAACCGCUACUCCUCGUCCUCUCUGUCGUCUCAGGCCUCCAAUGAAGUCAGUAAUAUCACAGGGCAGUCUGAAAGUUCAGAUGAAGUCUUCAACAUGCAGUUCUUGCUGUGUUCCCCCCUACAGCCCAGCCCGUCUACCUCGAGCCUCAGCUCCAACCACUCUGCCUCUCCCAACGUCACCAGCUCUGCCCCCUCCAGUGCCAGAGGUUCACCACAGAUGGCAGAGAAACACAAACAUUCCAGGGAAAACGCCUGUCUGUCGCCACGAGAGAGGCCGGUCAGCGCCAUUUUUCCCAACCCCCUGGACCCUGCACAGAGAGCUCCUCCUCAUCAGAUAGGAGAUACCACUUUACCAAGGAGUGACCCCAACCUUUCAGCACCGGAGAAAGUGAGACCCACACCCAGUAGCUGGAGCCUCGACAGUGUCAAAGAGGGCGCUCCAUCCUUCUCUGACUCUGUCGGGAAAUUGCUAUGCCCUCCUGUUCCUCCUAGGCCGCCAUACUCAGCAGGCUCUUCAGCUAAAAACAUGAGGUCACAGUCCCCUGUCUCCGCAUCCAGAUCGCCGCAAAAGACCACAGUGCCACCCUUCACCCCCUCGCCCACCGAGUGCCAGUCAGCCAGCCUGGUCUCCAACUCCCCCGUCCUCUCCGGCAGCUACAGCAGCGGCAUCUCCUCCCUGAGCCGCUGCAGCGUGUCUGAAGCCUCUGGAACAGAGCUGCCCGCUGGUGACCACCCGCCCCACCCGCCCACCACCUUACCAAACUCCGUCUCCAGCAGCUCGGACGAGCCGAUCCGCCGGGAGAACAAGACCCCACCUCCUUACAGCGUGUACGAGAGGAACAACCCACGCAGGCCUGUGCCGCUGCCCCACAGCCUCUCCAUCCCCCCACAGGUGGACCCUCCGGCGCUGCCACCCAAGCCUCACCAGCUCCGCACAGGCAGCAUGAAGCUGGACGGGACAGCUGACCCUCGAGUCCCCAGACCCAGACCUCUGCCCAGGAAGGUGUCCCAGCUAUAGGUGCUGAUUUGGGUCCACAUCUGGAGCUUGAAGAAACACACUGGCGUAUUUUGCACUUUUCUACUGGGCACACACUUGUUUUUUUGGUGGCAUGUCUAAACCCACACUCCCAUAAAAGACACAGGCCUACAGAUGAACAGGCGGUAAAAAUAAACAGAGGAAACUGUCAAAUAAUGGACAUUUCGUUUUGUAUUUGCUAGAGGGCAUUGACUCUGACUUGGUCAUUCUGCACUUUUAGCUCUAGUAUGUACAUUACAGUCACCACAGUCAAUCACAGCAUAUGUUUACCAGAACACUCUAGAAAAACACCGUUUUGAUAGAUGUAAUAAUCUGAAAUAUAUGUAUAUUGGUAUAUAUGAGAAUUGUUUUUGCCUUAAGUAUUGGAAACAGAGUCUUUUAUCCGUGAGUCUUGCACGAUUUUUUUUUAACUCUGUACAUUUUGUAAAAUGUUUGGCUAAAAGGUGCUAGAGGCCUCGAGUAUGCAUUUCAGUGAAGUCUAGGAGACAAGGUUGUGUUCCUAUAGUCAUAUCCACACAAGCAAUGGCACAAAGAAAGUGGCAAAGCAUUUUAAAAGCUUUUAAAAACUCUAGUUAAAUAAAUAACACUUUAGGCAUUUUAUAUGAUGAAAAGUUCAGAUUUGACGUGGUAAGAAUGGCGGCCAAUUGCAUUUGGUUUUAAACUAGGAAAUUCAUAAAACAGAGAGGGUUUUAGGGGAAUUACCACCUCAAAAAACACUCUUCUACCCUUUUAGCCUCUGAGAUUUUACGCUUACCAAAAACUGCCCCUAUUGAUAAAGAAAAUGCCAUGCCUGGACCAAACAAACAAGAAAAACUCGGGUAGUACUUAUUUACUUAGUAUAUAAUAAUAAGUGGAACUUAUCUAGCAAUUUUUUUAAGAAUAAGGUGGUGAUUACUGAGGGAAUAGGUUGGUAUUGUACCAAGAAAUAAGUCGGUAAUAUUAAGGAAGUAUUUACCCAGUCAUAAUCAAUUGUCUGAAUCUCUCCAAAGCUUACAGAAGGGCAGACAUUUCAAAGUUUUCCUUCCUUCAUUUUAAGUCCAUAUGAAUUGAUUUCUGAAGUGGAGAGCAGUAACUGGCAGACUUUUGAUCAGUGCAACACAUCCAGCUACCUAGUGUGAAUACGUACAGCUAACAUAACCUAUUCAAAGGUCAGAGGUUACUGUGAGUUGUGUGAGAUUAGAGGCGCUGAACCAAAGCAUGGCGAAACGAGGUUUGAUAAGAGCAGCAGAGCCUCAGUGAAACGAUCUCUAACGUUAACACCGGUGCUUAGACAGAUUCAUGGUGCAUUUUUUACCGAUCCAGUACUCCACGGACCGAUGCACUCAGACCUUUGACGUAAAGAUUGGUUAACUGAUCCGGAUCAGUUUAUCUUUACACCACUAGUAAUAAUGUUUUCAUUAUCAAGGAACCCCCAGUGAGAUUGUGGCAAAUCUCUGGUUAUUAGGUGGUACUUACUCAAAUCCUCUAACCCAGUGGUUCUCAAUGGUCCAGCCUCAGGACCCAUUAGUCUAUCUUACGACAGAUCGUGACCCAGGUUUCCAAAAAACUUUCAACAAUGCGUGUUUAGUUAAUUGAAUAUGUUGUAGUUUGGAGCAUGACUGGACCAAAACGCCUGAUAUUAAAAAAGAAAAGGGACAAACUGACAAAUUUUUUAGCCUCUUUCCCCAUCAUUUGUGUCAAUUGUUGCCAGUUUUUCAGAAAACUUGUGAAAUUGCUUCAUUAUCAUGGAAAAGUUAUAAGUUAGUCCAUUCAUUGCUAGUAGAGGAGAUAAAUAUUUUGAUGGAGAUAAAUUGUUUGAAAUAUUUACCAAGCAUCUAAAUUUACCCAAUUUUGAGUAAAACAGAGUAAAAUAAAAGGUAUCAAUGCAUGUCCAAUAAGGACUUUUGUUUUCAGACACCCAGUCAUGACCCACUGAAAACUGCCCCGCGACCCACUUUUGGGUCCCGACCCACCAGUUGAGAACCACUGCUAUAACCCUAACCCAACUCUAACCCUAACCAUUGUUAUAGUGUACAAAAUUUCUGGUGUCUCUCUGCCAGUUAAUUUCUUUAUUUUGGCCUGCUACAUUAAAGUGAGUCCUUCCUGAAUAAUUUCAAAGUAAUUUUUAGGGUCAUGGU